This is a messenger RNA of Paramecium tetraurelia, 741 nucleotides long. RefSeq lists its product as uncharacterized. The record is from RefSeq and is a predicted model, not a curated record. NCBI's taxonomy places the organism in Eukaryota, Ciliophora, Oligohymenophorea, Peniculida, Parameciidae. Gene Ontology annotation, biological process: vesicle-mediated transport. The transcript is spliced from 7 exons. Gene Ontology annotation, cellular component: membrane.
AUGAGUAGUUAAGAUCUUGAAUUUGUGUAAGAGAAUUUGUAAGUUCUAAUCAAGAGCGUGUAAGAGCUGUAAAAUUAAUUUUAGGGGAAGGAGAACCAAGAACAAAUACAAAUAAAUAAACAAAAAUGUCAAAAGUUAAUCGAUGCAUUAACUAUCAAAUUUAAAUAAGGGAAAUUCAAUAAAUCUGAAAACAUGACCAUUUAAAUGCUAAAAAAAGAAUAUGCCAAGCAACAAAAUAUUUUUAUUGAGAUCACAAAGUCAAUAAGAAAUCCUAAAUAGAUAAACUCAAAUGAGGGAAGAGAACUCGAAAUGCAAAAUGCGAAGAAAAUGAAUGGAAAAUCCACUUAUGUUUAUGAUGAAGAUACCAAUUAUGAUGAGGAAGAUUCAGGAGACAAAGGACCAAAUUUGGAGUAAUUGUCAGAAAUGGAAGUCCAUCCUGAUAUUUAACACAAGGCAAUGUUGAUUCAAGAACAAUAAGAAGAAAUAGAUUAAAUUCAAAAGGAUGCCUUGGAAGUACUCAAAAUCUAAACUGAAGUGGCUCGGGUCGUGGUGGAUUAAGGUAAGAUGUUAGAUGUUGCUGAAAAUAAUAUCAACGUUUCAAACAAAAAUGUUAAAGAAGUAGUUGUUGAAUUAGAAGGAGCAAAAGUAGAGCAUAAAUAAUACAUGAAGAAACUUGGUGGAGCUAUAUGUAUUAUCCUUAUUGUGGUGGCAGUUAUUGUAGUUUGUGUAAAGCUUAUUUGA